AUGAUUGAAACAACAAACAAUGAAGCACUCAUGAUACACACGCCAAAUAUGUGGGAAGAAUUGCCGUUAGAAAUUCUCAAUUACAUUUUGGAAUAUUUGGAUCCGAGAAAUUUGGUGAAUUUGAUGUGUGUUUCUUCUCAAAUUCGGUUGAUGGCCAUCAAAUUUUUACUGAUGGGUCUCGGAGAGAAGGAAUAUAUGAAUGAACGAUUACGUAACAUGAACAAGCCUAAUAGUAAUUUGCUAAUACCCAAUGAAUUAGGGGGAAAUAGUUUAAUUUCCUUCCUUGAUGUCUUGUUAUCAGAACAGAAGAACGACGAGGAUACACAACAGUUGUUUCUUCCGAGAAUUAAUUUGAGCAUCUUUUCAGCUCCAACAUUAUGGUCCACAUUGAACAAACUUGAAAGUGUAAUUGAGAAAUAUCAUGUCAUCGAGUUGGUGUUGAAUUUACACGAAUCCGAUGAUGUCAUUCGAUGGCUUAACAAGACACUGAGCAAGAAUUCUAUGAAAACCAUUACUCGCUUGACUGUCAUGUAUCCAUCCAAAAGAGGUUUCUACCAUGAUCCCAAACGCGAUGAAUUGGUGUUGCCAAAUAACAGACCUCUCAAGGUAUUGAACGGUUUUUUCGUCACGAGUGAAAAAAGUCUCCAAAAUCUUUGCCUAAACCGAGAAUUGUGUCUCAGUUUACAAGUUCUCACAAUUUCCUGUUCCUAUUUAUUUCAUUUUGUUGACAAGCAUUUUAAUUUACUUGACCAUGCAUUGAGGACCGUGUUAAAAUCAAUGCCAAACCUGACAACACUUUAUUUUGAACUUUCUACCCAAUCACGUAUUUCAGUUGAUGAUGAAAUGGUUCAAUUAUUAGAGUCAACCAAAUUGAAAGUGUUUCGAAUAGAGUCGAGCCAAUCUAUUUUCCUGCAAAAACUGACAGAGAAAUCUUUAGCUACAUGUUUGCCACACAUUGAAGAGUUACACUUAAACGUCAAUUUUAAUGGUCCAUCCUCUUCAUAUAGUCACACUGCUACCACACCAGUUUAUCACAAUGAAGCAUUAGAAGCUUUUUUCCCACCACGCCCUUUGAAAUACUUAUUUUACUGCCACUCUGCUGCAACAGGAGCAUUGGUGAUGAAAAUUCCACAAAUUGAAACAUUAUUUAUAUACACUCAGUAUUCUGCAAAGGGAGAUGACUUUCCAUCCUUGAAAGUGCAACGGUUAAUUGUAAAAGGAUAUCAUGACUAUUUGAAAGAAAUUUGCUUGACAGAUCUUUUCCCUUAUACUAGAGAGAUUGUAUUUUAUGACUCCACUGUCAAGUGUUCUACGAUAUGCAACCCAAAAAGAGGGGCAAAGAAUGCGCUUGAAUCUGUUACUCUUGAGCAUUGCUCAUUAGACAUCACUGAUUCGAAUCAAAUUGCUGCUUUAAUUUCUCAGUUACGAUCAUUUAAAGCAUGGAAAACAGUGUUUUACUCAAACCAAAUUUCUAAUGACCCUACCGUUGUUACCAUUGAAAAACAACAACGAAUUUCAGCUCUGCAAGAACGGAGAAAAACCAUCGAAAAAGUGUGUGACGCACAGUUGCAAACAUUGAUUGUAAAAGAUUGUCAGAGCUUUUAUGACUUCUUUUUAAUUGCAAUACUAUCUCUUAAUAUGCCACAUUUAAAGAGAAUUCGACUGGAAAAUUCAUAUUCAGUCUCGGAGGAUGAAUUACAAAUUUUGUUUGAAAGUAUUCGAGGAGCAAAUUUAAUGAGUUCUCUGAUUAUUGGGCCAAAAUUUAAGAAUAAUUUAAUUAUGGAGUAUCUGGAAAUGAUUCAUUGUUUCGAUAUUAAUAGUAACACCCAUGAUAUAUUGAAGAAUAAUGACAUUCAGUUGGCAUUCAAUGGUCCAUGUAUUACAUGUGAACUAUUUAAUCUGCUUUCCAAUGAAAUGUUGGAACAAAUUUCAGUAAUUUCAUUACCCGAUGCAAUGCUUGAGUGUGAUAAAUUUACGGAGAUUUUGGAUCGUUUAAAUCCAAACAAACUCAAAAAGUUGCAAAUUAAUUUUGGAAACAGUGGGCCUACACUCGAAUUUUUCAAGCAUCUCAAGCGAUUCUCAAUGUUAGAGCAAGUAUAUAUCAGCGGAAAAGCUAAACCAACCUCAGACUCGGAACAUGAACUUUUUAAACCUUUUUUGUGUCAAGACAUACUUCAUGAAAUGGCAAAAUUGACCAUUUUCUUUUUUGACUGCCCUGAUUGGUGUAAAUUCUCCACCGUUGAGGUGGAAUUGUUGAAAAAGCAAUUGAGAAGUUUGAAUCGAUCGGCACCCAAAUUAUUACUUCCAUUCGAUAACGUGAAUUCGGAUUAUUCCAUGGAUCCAAACAAGAAGAAGCAGACAACAACCUGGUCUGGCAGCUUUUGUGAAAUUCAAUAA
This is a messenger RNA of Naegleria lovaniensis, 2397 nucleotides long. RefSeq lists its product as uncharacterized. The record is from RefSeq and is a predicted model, not a curated record. The transcript has 2 exons. Gene Ontology annotation, molecular function: protein binding. The coding region runs from base 1 to 2397 and encodes 798 amino acids. Lineage: Eukaryota; Heterolobosea; Eutetramitea; Acrasida; Naegleriidae.